CAAGUAUGGCAACUUUUUGAUAGGCACUGACAUGAUAACACUUAUCACAAAUAUUUAAUUGUGUAAAUAAUUUCGUUUCCAAGAGCAUUGAGCAGUACGUCUCUUGAAUCAGUACUUAAAAACAUACUGACGUAAUAUCUCGUGUGUUGAUAAAACUAUUUUGUCAAUGCCACAAAACGUAAUACUCGUUAACACUAUUUUAGACGUUGUUUUUGUAUCAAAUAUUUUAGUUAAGAAAGUUUCAUCUUAUACACGCUGGUGACGAAAUAUCUCAUCGGGUUUUGUUAAACAAACAACAUGGAUUCUAUACCAGAAGACUCAAAAUGCAUUGUAGAAACAAAAGAUGGCCCUGUUUGUGGAUUAAUUGAUAAGAAUGAUGAAGGAACUUAUUAUAAAUUUAGUAGUAUCCCUUAUGCCAAACCUCCCCUCGGCCGCCUGAGAUUUUUGCCUCCAUCGCAAAUCGAACCAUGGAAGCAGGUACUUGAUGCCACUAAAGAGGCACCUUUGCCUUUAUGUUUAAUCCCUAACAAAAGUAUAAAUGGUUCUGAAGACUGCCUAUACAUAGAAGUUUCUACUCCAAGUACGCAACCUGCAAAGCCCAUGCCUGUUAUGUUCUGGAUAGGGACAUAUGCAUAUACAGGAAUUCUGGACAAUGUAUUUGAUCCUUCACUUAUCAAUGAUCAAGAAGUUGUAUUUGUUAGAUGUGGAUUUCGAAUAGGACCCUUUGGCUUCCUCUCUAUUAAUGAUUUUACAGCCCCUGGUAAUUGUGGACUGAAAGAUGUAGUAAUGGCCCUGAAAUGGGUUCAAAAAAACAUAAGUGCCUUUGGUGGUGAUCCAGAUAAUGUAACUAUAUUUGGGGGUUCGUCUGGAGGAGCUAUAGUCCACCUAAUGAUGUUGUCCCCAAUGGCAACAGGUCUUUUCCAUAAGGCAAUCAUACAAAGCGCUAGUGCAUUAAAUAAUUGGGCAAUAGCCAAAAAUCCCUCUCAGGCAGUUAUGGACCUUGCAAAUGAAUUGAAAAUAACAAAAACUUCUAGUGUAGAAGUAGUUGAAGAGUUACGCUCCUUACCUGCGGAGGACAUUAUGAAUGCAUUUUUUAAUAUGAAUUUUGAAGCCAGUUUGAUGACUAACCAAGAUGUUAUUGAUGCAAUCUUUAAACCAUGCAUUGAAGUUGAUUUUGAGGGCCAACCUGCGUUUAUCACAAAAAGUCCGCUUCUCAUCAUGAAGUCCGGUAAUUUCAAUAAAGUGCCAUUAAUAAUCGGAAGCAAUAAUAUAGAGGCUGCUUUAUUUGAAUUCAUAAAAGAAGACUUUUACUCAGAUUACGAAAAGUUUAACGAAAACGCUAGUCUUUUAGUACCAAGAUCAUUGGCGAGAGAAGAUAAAUUGACAAAAGUCAUAGGUCAUCAAUUACUCAAAUUUUAUUUGGGUGGAGAAGAACAUUUACGGGAAGACACAAGAACACAAUAUUUACAAUUGAUAAGUGAUUAUUUUUUUAUAUAUUAUGUUAAUAAAACUGUAAGAAUACACAGUAAUAUGGCACCAAAUUGCCCAAUAUAUUAUUACAUUGUUAAUUAUGCUGGUGAAUGGUCAGUACCCAGAGACAUGAGAUUUUUAAACUCUGCUGGUCAUUGUGCAGAAAUUCCAUUUAUAUUCCGCCUUAGAUUGCCAGAUAUUUGCAAAGGUAGCAGAGAUUCAAUGACAACAAGGAGACGAGUAGUCAAAAUGUGGACAAAUUUUGCUAAAACCAGUAAUCCAACACCUGAUGAGAGCGACGGACUAUUGAAAAUAACUUGGGAUCCUGUUGAAAAUCAAGAUAAGCUAAACUACCUUAGCAUUGGGUCAGAGCUUACUAAAGGUAGAAACCCUUUUGAAGAAAGAAUGAAAUUCUGGGAUUCUCUUCACCAAGAACAUGCGUUUCUAAGAACACUUGUUUAUUUCAAUGACAUAGGUGUAUCAUGGUAACACAAACUCAUUAGAUUGUAGGUAAGCUUUAGAUACGUUUUUUUUUACACAUAUUUGUUAAGUGUUCGUGUAUUUACAACUGUUAAGUCACUGUUUCUCUUUGUGAUGUUGAUUGUUGGAGAUUAAAAAUAAAUGUAUUUUUUUAUACAAAUUCUUUACAAAAUAUUAUAAGCGUAAAAUUCACAGAAACCAGAUAUCAUGUAACAAGAACCUCCAGAAUUUAAAGCUACGCGGAAAAAGAAAUAUUAAUACAGCAAUAUCAAUCCCAA
Messenger RNA from Helicoverpa armigera (cotton bollworm), 2228 nucleotides. RefSeq names its product juvenile hormone esterase. The record is from RefSeq and is a predicted model, not a curated record. The coding region runs from base 298 to 1959 and encodes 553 amino acids. NCBI's taxonomy places the organism in Eukaryota, Metazoa, Arthropoda, Insecta, Lepidoptera, Noctuidae. The transcript has 4 exons.